UUUACGCAGGUGAAAAUCACCCUAUGAAAAAUGAUGGCACAAGUAGCCAGCUCAUAAUUUCAGGUGCGAGGAUCGCCACACAAACUUUUUCACCGCAGCAGGGCCCUGUGCUUUUUCUGUUGUCUUACUCUCUACAGAAGAAUGCACGCUUUGCCGAUAUAUCUGCUUUUGCUUUCGAUCGUGCAUUCGUGUCUCGGAGCCUGUACAGUCACACCCAUUCAAAAUGAGCCCUUAGCAAUGAAGUCAUUUCGAUAUUUCUGUGAAUAUAUCCACAACGACAAAAUCAAAGGACCGACAAAAAUAAAGUAUGGACAAGGUUCCGUAUUUGAGGAUGUGGAUUCCUGUCAGAGGUGUCGAUGUAGUCAGCGAGGAUUGGAUUGCUGCGAGACUGGAUUGAAAGUAAAAAUAGCACCAAGGUCAAUUCCCGUAGAAUGUCACAUAGUUAAAGAAGGGUGUGAUCAAUAUUUAGUGUACAAAGGCGACAACAUCACAGAUUGUGCUACUGGUAGACCUGCUAAAAUAGUACGCCAAGAACAAAUUGCGCAAGACAAACGAAGUCAAUAUAUCGAAGAUAUGCUCUACAAAGAAGUAAUGCAAGAUAUGGAUGGAACAUCCGGAGCCAAUAGAGAAGUCGAAGGAAAUUUCAAGCAAUGGGUUCUUUUAGACUACUUUCUGAAUGACGCAUUUGUUGGCCGAAUUCCAUCUCCCAUUGUGGAUCAACAGAAGACUCCAGCAGAACUCUCCGGGUCUUCACCAAUGAAAGCAAACACAGCUGAUUCAACUAUCGGCUCGCUUACAAAAGGUUUUGUUGACAGUCUUGGAGGCCCGGAUGCUGCGCGCGCAACCAUAAUGGAGAGAAUUAAAAACUAUGACAUUGGUAGUCCACAUAACCAGGGACUGAAUGACAACCUUCCACUUCUUUACCUUCUAUCAACUUUGAUAAAUUAGAAAAUCCGGUGAAUACACAAAUUAAGCUCUCAAUUUGUUAUAUAUGUUUUCAGAAAGAAUUCAAAAAGUGUAUUGUAUAGUAAAAAGGCGUUCUCCAGUUUUCUUAACUGCGAGAGUUAAUCACAUAUUCGAGUACAUAUUCUGAAAUGGGCAAUAUCCCCAAGGAAUCACACAUACGUAUAUUAACUCUCUUAGCGUGUUUUUAUAACAUUCAAAAGGAGACUGCUUAUACGUAUCUGUGUUGUAAAAAUACCAUACUCAUGUAUUAUAGUCCUAUGUAAACAACUAUAAGGAA
Saccostrea cuccullata (small rock oyster) is the source of this 1243-nucleotide messenger RNA. RefSeq lists its product as uncharacterized. Bases 142 to 948 code for a protein of 268 amino acids. Lineage: Eukaryota; Metazoa; Mollusca; Bivalvia; Ostreida; Ostreidae. The transcript is spliced from 3 exons. The record is from RefSeq and is a predicted model, not a curated record.